UGCGUCAGCCCUCGGCAGGCAAAGAGUUAACUCGGUCAGACUGUUGUUCUGCGCUCGGUCCAACCGGGCCGUGUCGCUAAGGGAAAAGAGGCUGCGCUUUCAGGAGGUGUAACACAUCCCCAGCUGCAAAACGAGCUCACAUCUGGCGCGCCACAAGAGCCCGGUUUUUAGCGCAACCUGUCUCGGAGUGGUUCCUCUGAGCGGGAUCAGCGUUCCUGUCUGUGUGUGAGUGGAGAGAGGUUGAAAGUUGACACGGAUUGGAGCUGGAGGUCGGAUUUGGUCUAAGGACGGAGAGAUUUGUUUUGGAUAGGGCGCGUUUGGUGUGCGUAAAAAGCCAACUGCGUGUAAAUAAACCAAAAAUAAUCACCUGCAGAGUACUGGGGGUGGGGGGGUGGAAUCAGCUGAAAACAUCUGAGCCGUAGUGAGGUCUUCUACAGGUGGUUUCCUUCACUUUUAUCCGCUAUAGUUUCUGUUUUCUGGCAGCAGAAAGUCAUGGGUCGCUGACUCUGACAUGAGGACGCACCUUCCUUCUCCCAGCCUUCUGAUCAGACCAGCGGCCAGCAGCGGGGAGCAGCGGGGAGCAGCAAGCUUCUAAAUGAUCAGCUCGGUGUGCGUUUCGACUUACCGAGGGCGCAAGUCAGGAAACAAACCUCCGUCUAAAUCAUGUCUGAAGGAGGAGAUGGCCAGAGGGGAGGACUCGGAAAAAAUCAUCAUCAACGUCGGCGGCACCCGGCAUGAGACCUACAAGAGCACCCUGCGGACCCUGCCGGGGACCCGCCUGGCCUGGCUGGCCGAACCGGACUCCCAGGGCUGCUGCUCCGAAUCGGACGCCGAGCUCCCGAGCGUCUCCGAGUUCUUCUUUGACCGACACCCGGGCAUCUUUGCCUAUGUGCUCAACUACUACCGGACAGGGAAGCUGCACUGUCCGGCGGACGUGUGCGGCCCGCUGUUCGAGGAGGAGCUGGCCUUCUGGGGGAUAGAUGACACCGACGUGGAACCGUGCUGCUGGAUGACCUACCGGCAGCACCGGGACGCGGAAGAGGCUCUGGAGAUAUUCGAGCCGCCCGACCCGGAGGACACAGACGACGACAGAGACACGCCAAGACGGUUCGGCAUUGAGGACCGCAGCGACAGGUCCAGGGGGUGCUGGGAAGUUUGGCGACCCAAAGUGUGGGCCUUGUUUGAUGACCCGUACACCUCCAGAGCAGCCAGGGGAGUGGCAGUCAUCUCUCUCUUCUUCAUCCUGGUGUCCAUCACUACGUUCUGCUUGGAGACGCAUGAGGCCUUCGACGUAAAACAAAACAUUACAGAGCUCAUCAGAGAGGGAAACAUCACGCGAAUGGAGAUCAGGGAUGAGACCGUCACCAACCCAAAGCUCAUCAUGGUGGAGGGAAUCUGUGUGGUGUGGUUUACCUUUGAGUUCCUGGUCCGAAUCGUCUGCUGUCCAAACAAACUGGCCUUCAUCAAGAACACACUCAACAUCAUUGACUUUGUCGCCAUCCUGCCUUUCUACCUGGAGAUGAGUUUGAGGGGUCUGUCGUCCAAGGCGGCCAGCAACGUGCUCGGUUUCCUCCGCGUGGUGCGCUUCGUGAGGAUUCUGCGGAUCUUCAAGCUCACGCGUCACUUCGUGGGCCUGCGCGUGCUCGGUCACACGCUGAGGGCCAGCGUCAACGAGUUCCUCCUGCUGGUCAUCUUCCUCGCAUUGGGAGUGCUCAUCUUUGCCACCAUGAUUUACUACGCCGAGCGCAUCGGAGUCACCUACAACCCCGAGAUUAAAAACCACUUCAAAAACAUCCCCAUCAGCUUCUGGUGGGCGGUGGUCACUAUGACGACGCUGGGCUACGGGGACAUGUUUCCACAGACGUGGCUGGGUAUGAUAGUGGGGGCGCUGUGUGCUCUGGCCGGCGUGCUGACCAUCGCCAUGCCCGUCCCCGUGAUCGUCAAUAACUUCGGCAUGUACUACUCGCUGGCUAUGGCGAAGCAGAAGCUGCCGAAGAAGAAGAAGAAGCACACCCAGAACCCAGACGCGCCGACCGACUCGGCCUCGUUUGUGAAAUCGGAAACAAACUCACACAUCGACAGCACUCAGAGCGACACGUGUCCGCUGGCGGCGGAGGAGAGCAGCAGCAGGAACCGCUCAGACUCCAAACAGAACGGGGACGCGAAUGUGGCCCUUUCAGACGAGGAAGCCUGCAGUCUGACCCAGCCGCUGUCGCCCAGUGAGAAGUGGUCGCUGCGCUGCUCCAGAGGACGAGGCAAGAACAAGGAGGGCACCUGCUUCAUCCUGACGUCUGGAGAGCCCAGCAUCCAUGUUGGCUGUAAAGAUAUUCUCGGUACCAGUGGAAACCACACCCAGCCGGAGGUCACCACUCUGACCUAACGAAAGAGGAGGAAACGUGAAGCCUGCCGUCCGAUCCCUGCUGUCGAAAUAAACCGCAGAGCCACAUGUUGUACAUCAAGAUGAACCGUUUUUGUUUCCUCCUGUAACAUAUCUGAUAAAACAGUAGAUAUGUGCAGUCGUAUUUGCGAAGCACUUUGCAUGUAUUGCAUGAUCUAACACGGUACUAGAGUUAUACCAGAUACACUCACAGUGAACUGGUCAAUAUAGCUCCUUUCAAGGGCCCUGAAGCCAUUUAUUUCUGUCUGUUUAUGUGCUACAGGCUCAUAAAAGACAGUUCCCCCUGCAAAGGUAAUAGUUCUAUUUCCUUUUUUACAGCUCAAAGUGGUAAAACCCAAAAUUUUACUAUUCUUGUUGCGAGAAUCAUUUUUCCUCCACUAUAGCGGCAUUAAGCGGUAAAAAACAGAAUCACAGUUAAUUAAAGAAAGAGGAAAAUAGAAAGCACCAAAGCUAUGUAAGCACCUUUGUUCUUCUUUCAGCAUGGCAAUGCAUCUAAUUCUAAAAUGUGAUAUUAUAUAAAUAAAUUAAGUAAGAGGUCAGCUGGCCGCUAACUAGCUAACUAAUUUAGGUCUUAAACUCCAAGCAAGAAACGUAGUAAAAAACUUAGAUUUUGUUUAAAAUAAUUUACAAUCCAAACAAAAACUGCCCUCAGAGUGACUGCUGUUUAUUAGUUUGUGAUAUGUAGUUAAAGCUUUUUUAUUAUUAUUAUUUAUUUAUAUAAGUAGUCACUGGGAUUACAACCUUUACAGAAAUAUGAGCACACACACACCUAUCAUGGGGAUAUUGUGUCUUAUUCAUUUUAGAUUUUUAAUUAUUUAUUUGAACUGUUAAGUUUUCCUGGUGGAGUGAUGACACAACAUGCAAUUUAGUUAUUUCUAAAAACAAGAAUUAGGAGCACAACUAUAAGUUUCUUGUGGAUUUUCUAUCCACCAAGAGUCAAAAAUAAUACAAGCAGCUCUGAUACAUACAUGCAGUACAUCUAAUAUUUGGCUACUUGUCUUUUAGCAGAUAAGUUGACCAUUUCUGUAUCCAUCAACAAGCUUCCUUUCUGGUACAGAAUCAGAUUUUAACGUUUUUACUGGCUUGAGGUUGAAAUUUUUAAAGGAGUCAUUUCCAAAGUUUAAACUUUGACACAGGUAAGUUUUCCUAAGAUAAUAUUAGACUUCCGUCACUGUCUUGACAACAAUGUUGUUGAAAAUUUCUGUUAUUUUUAAAAGUAGACUCAAUACCAGGACACACAAUUAAAAUACUAGUAUUAUUCCUUAUAAUAAGCAAGGCAGGAUAUCCAGCCAGAAACACUUUAUGCCUGUUGAUGGCCUCAAAAAGUGGAGGCGAUUAUCUGAAACUUAGCAUUGAUUAUUGAACCAAAUCACUGGAGUUGUAUGUUGUCUUAUCAUUUCACAGUUCACAAUAAAUCAAUAAAAGCCUAAAAUGAUACAAUGUGCAUGCCGGUGAUGGGUUUGAACAGAACCGUAGGUGUUAUUUAAGACACCUUUGAGCACAGAUUAUCAUAUUUUCCGCUGUUUGCCUUCUGCUGUGUCACUGCCUUCUAAUACUGCAGAAUGUGCAGAUCUGUCUGUCUGGAACAGCCCAGAGGCAAUGCUGCUUAAGCAACAUGUUGACUUGUAAAUGCUUAUAAAUUAGGACAGUUUGACGGAAGCUGGAGAAAAUAAAUCGGCGGAGCAGUAUUGUCUGUUUAUCAUAUUAGCUCAGUGCAGUCGAUGCCUUGUUACUGGUUGACUCUGGACCAAAAAUGCAGGCUCUAUUAGAUUAAGUGGUAGAUUUUCUGUACGUGCUGGUAAAAAUACAUACGGUACAACGCCAUUGGUUCCGCUCGUGCCUCAUGGUGAGUAAUGGAGUUUAGAUGUCUGUAAUGUAAUCAGCUUUUGUUUCUCGCUGCCUCCAAGCCCAGAAGCAGCAGGAAAAUGAUUUCUUUACCCGUGUUUAUAAUGUAUUCCUCAUGCUCUACCAUAGUGGCCUUAUGUUUAAUAAAGCAAAAGGGAAAUUAAUUUAUGUCCUUAAACUAUUUCUAUACUGACGCCGAUGUCUGUAACGUAUAAGCAGCUGUAAGUAUGUAGCACAGUACAAACAUGAUAGAUGAUUAAUUACCUGUAAAGUCUGUUUAUGAAUCAUAAAAUAGCUGUUAACCAACAACGAGAGAUCAUUAUUUUGAAUAUUCACCUUUUUACUCUUAUUUUCUGUAGUUCCUGUUGUACAUAUUCGACGUUAUCAGACAAGCACACUGCACAUCUGUUCAAUAUUUGACCUGAACUGAUCAUAAAGGUAACUGUGGUGAAUUUUAGCCCAGUUUUAACUGUCAGGAGUGUGUGUGUGCGCGCGUGUGUGUGGGAGGGAGUGUGUGAUAUUAUACCUCCAAGGCAUGUAUUUCUAUGCAGAAAUUCAAAUAAAACCCAUUUCCUCCCCCCCCGGUGUUGAAGAUA
Messenger RNA from Poecilia reticulata (guppy), 4839 nucleotides. It is a transcript of the gene kcnc4, whose product is annotated as potassium voltage-gated channel, Shaw-related subfamily, member 4. Gene Ontology annotation, molecular function: protein binding; delayed rectifier potassium channel activity. The record is from RefSeq and is a predicted model, not a curated record. Lineage: Eukaryota; Metazoa; Chordata; Actinopteri; Cyprinodontiformes; Poeciliidae. Gene Ontology annotation, biological process: protein homooligomerization; potassium ion transmembrane transport; action potential. Gene Ontology annotation, cellular component: dendrite membrane; postsynaptic membrane; voltage-gated potassium channel complex.